This is a messenger RNA of Arabidopsis thaliana (thale cress), 402 nucleotides long. RefSeq names its product Plant self-incompatibility protein S1 family. NCBI's taxonomy places the organism in Eukaryota, Viridiplantae, Streptophyta, Magnoliopsida, Brassicales, Brassicaceae. The transcript has a single exon. The record is from RefSeq and is marked reviewed. Gene Ontology annotation, cellular component: extracellular region. Bases 1 to 402 code for a protein of 133 amino acids.
AUGAAUCGGCUCUCGUGUUUUCUGCUCGUUAUUGGAUUGUGCAUAGGAUUGAGUAACGCAAAUUUAAUAUGGAAUGAGAAAAACACUGUAUUCUUCAAGAGUUCCCUUGGUCGAAACAAUGUUUUGAAGAUUCAUUGCACAUCAGAAGACAAUCUAGGUUUCCAUUUUUUGCGUCCUGGAGAAACCUAUGAUUUUAGUUUCCAUGAUAGUAUUGUGAGAUCAGACUUUUACUGUGAAUUAUGGCAAGGGCCUAAUUUCAAGUUUCAUGCAUCAUUUAUGGCAUAUCAAGGUGGUGGUCUCAUAGUUCAUUAUGGUAAAAAGAACUUUUGGGAUGCUAGAGAAGAUGGAAUCUAUUUCACUCAUGGCAAAGAAACGCCCAAGUUAGAGUAUAAGUGGAAAUAA